AUGUGGUUCGCCUUCGAGGCUGGUGUUGCCGACACGAAACUUUUGGAACCAAUGUUGUACUGUGCAUUCGUUGGUUCUUCCCUGGCCCCAUACUUCGCUGAUAUUUCCAGCGGUUUGAGGGGCAGUCAGGCCCAGUUUGAACUCGCAGAAACCACGUAUUCUCCUCCUACUCCGCGCAAAUCAAACGUGUACAGCCAUUGUCUGGGCGAACACAAGCUCAUACCAUCUGGUUUGGGUCUCUUCUAUUUUUCACACGGGCCUUGCCGAUAUAUUGGACCACUGGCUUGCUAUAUUGGGUACAGCUUUAUGUUACAUUGUUAUGCGCACAAUUUGUGGAGCUUACUUUUUUCGUUUGCUUAUCGUUAUUAUGUACUGGUCCGUCCUAUGCCAAAAAUCAGAACUAUCAGAAUUCUUAUCCUCAUUAUCUAUAUUCCAUCCUUGUUGCAGUUCGUGACGUUCUGUUUUGCAAAUGACAAUGAAGAUGUUGUUAAAAAACGAAUACAUCAAAUAUUUGGCUAUGACACCAGUCAAGAAUGUGUCAGCGGUCACGUGAACAUUUUGAAAUGGGAAGCGCUUUUUACGAUAUUACAUAUGACUCUGCCGGUCACUCCGGUCUAUGCGAUGAUCCUGAUUCUACGAAGACGUAUUUUAAUGAAGUUGUGCAAAAAUGAAGCAAUAUCAGAGAACUCACGACGUCUCCAUGCUCAACUACUAAAGGCUAUCACUUAUCAAGCAUGUAUACCGGUCUUUUUUUUCAUUGCUGUGGUGACAUAUGCACUAGGACAGCUGAAAAUCAUCAACCACCCAAUCCUGGACCGGUCGGAUUUAAAAAGACAGUUUUCAUUGAGACAUCAUUCAGCAGGCGAUACGAAUCACACAAUGAGCGAUGAAGGACCACUUUUGGUAUACUAUAACUACCAUUCUGUACCCAUAUCACAAGAAAAGAUCGAAAGUCUGAUUAAACAUGUAGUAGUUAAAUUAUCAGCUGAAUUUGACAAAUUUUUCUUCUGUUGCGACGUUCGAGCGACGCCAAAAGACAUCACGGACUAUGCGGAACAUUUUCAGCACGGCGAGAUUGCGCAUAUGUCAUUAUCGGCAGAGGGUUCGAUUGAGGAACCGUUAUGUCAACGAAUGCUUUGGCAUGCAUCCACUAUGAACGGUGCGCCGGGAUUGAUCGCCCUCGUUUCUGACGCCGGCAACUAUGGUCCAACGCUAACUGCGCUGGCACGUGGUGGAUGGCGAAUAGCCAUAUUCCAUCCGCCAGAAACGAGUUCAACAUUUCUUGACUAUGCUGAUGAAGCAUUCGCGCUACCGAUACAUCGCGAACAAAUUGAAGAGCAAGGUGUCACGAAUUUGCCGUACGUGUUGAACUUUCCUACGUUACCAUCACCAGCUCGAGAAGAUUGCGCGAUCACUGCUAUGGCGCAAGAUCUUCGACAGAAUUUAACGCGACUACUUUCGCGCCUUUCGGGCGCUAUGGCGCCAGCGCCACCACGUGGUGCACACGAUCCAGCUCAAUCGGCCGACACAUCCGCCGCUCCCGAGAAAUUUGUGCCGGCUAACAUGAUCACAACACCAGAAUCGUUGAGAAGCAGUGAAUCGAGUCAAAAUCUGUACGCUUCCGUGGAUAGUAUCGACGAUGGUGGAUCGCAAAACAUCUACGCGCCACAGAUGUUACCCAGUUUCCUGCCCCAGAACCAAUUCGUCCCCGUCUCCUACGCUCCGCCUCCGUACGCUCAACUGAUGGAACCGCCACGAUUUUGCGCUAAAUGCGGACGUGACGCAGCGUCAGAAAUCGGCGCUGAACCACCACGUGAACAGAAGAAUCCGUUCAAUCAGAUGGAGCGAAGAAAUCCGUUCCAGCACAAUCCGUUCCAGAAAGGACAUGAGGAGAAACGACGUGCAUCGUAUGGAAUGCGUAACGACAUGUGGAAAGAUAAUGAUGAAAUUGGUUACGGUGGAAAGAUUCGAAAGGACGAGGAACAACAGGAGCUGCAGGAGAAUGGUUGGAAACCAGGACGUGGUAAUAGCCGUAAUCCUUUUUCAACAUCAGCUAACAACAGUCCAACACAGUACAAAGGACGUGAAUCUAGAGAUUCAGAACAACGCGAAAAAUUCCGUAAACCAGCUCCACAAUGUCCACAAUGGGAAGAUCGUCAUCACCGUAUCAAUAACAAUUGUCCAUUAUGGCAUCCGUAUAAGAUGUGCCUGUUCUACCCGAACUGUCGUUCAACGGCACUUGAUUGUGGCUAUGCGCAUCCGUUCUGUAGCGAGGAUGAAUGCGAAUGUGCGGAGGAGCAAAAGGACCCACAGUUAAAUCAUUGGAUUGGUCCGGCAAGGAGCUACGUCGACUGA
Messenger RNA from Necator americanus (New World hookworm), 2355 nucleotides. RefSeq lists its product as uncharacterized. The transcript is spliced from 19 exons. The record is from RefSeq and is a predicted model, not a curated record. Bases 1 to 2355 code for a protein of 784 amino acids. Lineage: Eukaryota; Metazoa; Nematoda; Chromadorea; Rhabditida; Ancylostomatidae.